AAGUUUUGGAAUUUAAAAGAUCAAAUAAAAAAGAAGAUCUAUUAAUUGAAACAAUUGACUAUGAUAUAUAAAACAAUUUUUUUCAUUGUGUUUUUCAUUUGGAAAGGCAAAGCAAAUGAUUGUAUACCACGAAAAUUCAAUUAUGAUAGUUUCGUGUGCGUUUGCAAUUCGACUUAUUGCGACUCAACACCGGUGAUCAAGGAACCGGAAAAAAAAAGCUACUAUGUAUAUAGUUCAAAUAGGGAUAAACUACGAAUGAGUUUCUCCGAAGGACAAUUCAAAGAAGAUAUGAAAGACAAUUCAAUUCCCGAUGGGAAUUACGUAUCGUCACUUAACGAUACUGUAAUCGUUGAUAGAAAUACGAAAUAUCAAAAGAUAGAAGGUUUUGGUGGAGCAUUUACUGAUUCAGCAGGAAUAAAUAUCCAAACUUUAAGUGAAACAACUCAAAAUAUGCUAAUAAAAUCAUAUUUCAGUGAAGUUGGUAGCAAAUAUAAUUUAGGACGUGUACCAAUCGGUAGUACCGAUUUUUCUACAGAAGCUUAUACAUUGGAUAAUGUAAUGAACGAUACUAAUCUCGAGUAUUUUAACUUAACCAAAUAUGACAUAGUUUAUAAAAUUCCUUUGAUUAAAAAAGCGUUAAAAUUAUCUCCUAAUUUGAGACUCACUUCAGCUGUUUGGAGUCCACCGACAUGGAUGAAAACUAAUAAUCAAUAUUCUGGACCAGGUAUACUUAAGGAAGAAUAUUAUCAAACGUAUGCCGAAUAUUGUCUAAAAUUUUUACAAGCAUAUCAAAGUUAUGGCAUUGAUAUAUGGGCUAUUUCAACGGGAAAUGAACCUAACGAUGCGUGGAUACCUGGAACGACAAUAGCUUGUAUGGGAUGGAUUCCAUAUGAAUUAGGGAAUUGGAUAGCUAAUAAUCUUGGACCUACUUUGGCACGUUCGGAACAUAACAAAACGAAGAUCCUAGUUUUAGACGAUCAAAGAUUCUAUUUAAUACAGUUUUUAGAUCAUGUUCUCCAGAAUAAAAAAGCAUUAGAUUAUAUCCACGGCAUAGCUGUACAUUGGUAUACGGACGAGUUUGUUUCCCCUUCAUUGUUAGACGUAACUCAUAAUAAGUAUCCAAAUAAAUUUCUUCUUUUGACCGAAGCAUGCGUUGGUUCUCAACCUAAUGAUAAUCCGAAAGUACAGCUAGGAUCUUGGAAAAGAGGAGAAGAUUAUCUUCUCAACAUAAUCCAGAAUUUACGACACAGCGUAACAGGAUGGAUAGAUUGGAAUCUUGCUUUAAAUAAAAUGGGUGGUCCAAAUUAUAUUCACAAUUAUGUUGACUCACCUAUCAUAGUCAAUCCUGAAACUGAUGAAUUUUUUAAACAACCAACGUACUACGCGAUCAAACAUUUCAGUAGAUUCGUAGAACGAGAUUCUGUAAGGAUUGAAAGCAUAGAGACAAAUGACAUAAAAACUAUUGCUUUUGAAACUCCCUCGAAAAUGAUCGUAGUUGUGCUGUACAAUAUGAGCUCAAAACGUAAGAAUAUUACAAUUAUAGAUUCUAAAAACGGUCCUAUCAAGAUGGAAAUAAGUUCAUAUUCUAUUCACACUAUAAUAUAUAAAUAAAUAUUUUACUGAUCUAACAUUUAUAUUGUGAAAUAUAUGAUAUGGACAGAGA
This is a messenger RNA of Vespa crabro (European hornet), 1663 nucleotides long. Its product is annotated as lysosomal acid glucosylceramidase-like. Gene Ontology annotation, molecular function: glucosylceramidase activity. Gene Ontology annotation, biological process: glucosylceramide catabolic process. The transcript is spliced from 8 exons. The record is from RefSeq and is a predicted model, not a curated record. NCBI's taxonomy places the organism in Eukaryota, Metazoa, Arthropoda, Insecta, Hymenoptera, Vespidae. The coding region runs from base 61 to 1611 and encodes 516 amino acids.